AUAACUGUGGCCUCCAUCAUUGAGGAGUCUUCCUGACAAGUUGAGCCAAGAUGGCAGAGGGGAAGCGAGGAGGUGACUCCGCGGACGAGCCAGCCCCAAAAGCCUGAGGCCUUACCCGAGGAGGCGCUUUCUUGUGCGGCCGUGCUCUCCCCUCUCCUGGCGGCUGCCUGGCUGGCUCACCUGCUCACUCCCAGUGGAACUACCCUGUUAGCUCGCUAGUUAGCCUGCUAGCGAGACCCGAGCUGUGGUGCGCGUCGCCGAGGCGUGUACAGCCAGCGACGCUGGAGAACGACUCGGUUGGAUUUACUCCAGCCAUCGGAAGCUUUUUGGGCUUAAAGUGGCGGAGCUGUGGCUUCUUAUCUUCUUUUCCUUGUCGGAGCGUCCCGCCGAUUUAGCAGCGCUCGCCCCAGAUAGCCUGAUGUGUCACACGAGCUAGCCAGCGCUUGCGUGUUGUUGUUGUCACCGCCAAGGUGGACGCUGUCACCCGCACGACCUGUGCGACCGUGUCGGGGGUCGUGUGGUCCCCACCGUGACCAAACCAAGCCACCAUUUGGAUGCCGAGAGCAAGGGGCUCCAUGCCGGGGGAGAGAAGCCUGCAGAGAAGAAGAUAGGAGACGCCACUGCUCAAGUGCUGCACACUUUGUUUGACUUCCUCCUCAGGACUCAGAAUAAAUAAAAAAGACAAGAUGAAGAAGUUUUCCAGAAUGCCGAAGUCUGAGAGCGGGGUGCUCGUGGGGGCGUCCGGGUCUGGCUCGGGGCUCAGCAGCUACGUCGGGAAAGUGUUCGCGGUCGGCCGAUAUCAAGUCACCGUGGAGGAGCUGGUAGCCGAGGGAGGCUUCUCAGUGGUCUUCCUGGCUCGUACACACAGCGGCGUCCGCUGCGCUCUCAAGAGGAUGUAUGUCAACAAUGUCCCAGACCUGAACGUCCACAAGCGGGAGAUCACCAUCAUGAAAGAGCUGUCGGGCCAUAAGAACGUCGUGGGCUACCUGGACUCGGCCGUCAAUACCGUGUCAGACAGCGUGUGGGAAGUCCUCAUCCUCAUGGAGUACUGCAAAGCGGGCCAGGUGGUGAAGCAGAUGAACCAGCGGCUGAACGUGGGCUUCAGCGAGGCCGAAGUCCUGCACAUCUUCUGUGACACGUGCGAGGCGGUGGCGCGGCUGCACCAGUGCAAGACCCCCAUCAUCCACAGAGACCUCAAGGUGGAGAACAUCCUCCUGAACGACCAGGGCAGCUACGUGCUGUGCGACUUCGGCAGCGCCACUCACAAGGUUCUGCAGCCGCAUAAAGACGGCGUGACCGCCGUGGAGGACGAGAUCAAGAAGUACACCACCCUCUCGUACCGGGCGCCAGAGAUGAUUAACUUGUACGCAGGGAAAGCCAUCACCACUAAAGCUGAUAUAUGGGCGCUGGGAUGCUUGUUGUACAAGCUGUGUUUCUUCACGCUUCCAUUCGGGGAGAGUCAGGUUGCCAUAUGCGACGGAACCUUCAUCGUUCCGGAUAACUCCAAAUUCUCCCUCAAGCUGCACUGCUUAAUCAGAUAUAUGCUCGAACCAGAUCAGGAGAAGAGACCAGACAUUUACCAAGUGUCCUACUUUGCCUUCAAGUUUGCAGGAAGGGAUUGUCCUGUGCCAAAUAUCUUUAGCUCUGCCAUCCCCACGUCGUUACCUGAGCCCCUGACGGCCAGCGAGGUGGCAGCUAAGAAAAGCAUGACGAAAGCAAGGAUACGAGACUCGGUGGGCCCGACAGAGACCUCCAUCGCCCCCAGACAGAGGCCCAAGGCGGCAAACAGCAACGUCCUGCCGCUGGCCACCGUCACGCCUGUCAAGAUGACCGUGCCUUCUGCGCCCGUCAGCAAUGGUCAGAAAGGGCCCACGCCUGUUUCGGGACAGCCUCCCGUGCAGCCGCAGCCCGGUAGUCAGCAGCACCGCGUCCUGCAGCAGCUGCAGCCAGGUGACCUGCGCCUGCAGCAGCUGCACCACCAACAGCAGCAGCAAGCACUGCAGCAGCAACACGCCAAUGCACAGCAACUCCAAUACCUCCAGUACCAACAGGCUGUGCAGCAGUCCAUCCAGCUGCAGCAGCAGCAGCAGCAAAUGAUGAUGCAGUCCAUGUACCAGCAGCGAGCCGCUCAGGCUGCUCAGGCCCAGUACGCCGCCAUGCUGCACCAGUACCAACAGGCCUUCGUUCAGCAGCAGCAGCAGCAGCAGCAGCAGCAGCAGCAGCAGCAGCAGCAGCAGCAGCAGCAGCAGCAGCAGCAGCAGCAGCAGCAGCAUCUCCCCCACUACAUGUCCUCCCCCUUGGAGUUCCAGGUGCCUCUGGGCUCCUACAAUGCAACCACUCCCACUGCCGGGCCGGGCCAGAUGGGGGCGCCCUCGCCUGCAGACCCCUCUUACGCCCACCCCAGAACCCCCCUGCUGGCCUCCGAUGGCGUCACCCCUCCCUCCCAAAGCGGCGGUACGGUCAGUCACCCCCCCGACAUGUCCCGCUGGAACCCCUUUGGAGAGGACAACUUCUCUAAGCUGACCGAGGAGGAGCUGAUCGACCGGGAGUUCGACCUGCUCAGAGCAAAAAAGCCGGUGGAGAGAAGCGCCAGCCUGGAGGCGGACCGCCUGCCACCCGCCUCCUCCCAGCCCCUCCCGACCGAGGACCUGUUUGGCUCGGUGCCGUUCGUGGCCAGCGCAGGUUCUGACUUGGCGGUGGGCGAUCAGGUGGCCGAAGAAGUCGUCGUCAUUCCUGCUCCUGUGGAUCAGCCAGCAGCUAAGGAGCACAAACCAGGAAGGAAGAGCACCUGCAGGCCGGGCGAAGACUCGGACAGCGACUUCGAGUCCGACCCUCCUUCGCCUAAAAGCAGCGAGGAUGAGGAGCCGGAGGAGGAUGAAGGCCUCAACAGUGAGCACGGCGAAGACACCGAGCCCGAGAAUUUAGGACAAAGACCGCUACUGAUGGAGUCCGAGGACGAAGAGGAUGAAGAAAAGCACAGCUCGGAUUCCGACUGCGACCGCCGCAAAGUCAAGAACGUCUCCAAGAAGGAUGCUAGCUCCAGGCGCAGUCGUCAGGACCGGUCUGAUCCGGAGUCACUCAGCGGAGUUAAAGCCUCGUCCGCUGUGGACGUUUUUGGAGCGGUUCCCUUCCUCGGCGACGACUCGCCUGUCAGACCGUCAGACAGCACGGACAUCUUUGCCCGAGCACCUUUCAGGCAAGUCAGCCUGGAGCAGCAAGCUGCUGACGACUUUGACGUCUUCACCAAAGCUCCGUUCAGUCGCAAUCUGUCCAAGUCCAGCAGGAGCGGGACUGACAACCCCACGGGACAAAGCCCACCCACUUCGCCCGAAGGCAUUGACAUUUUUGGCUUCUCUCCCUUCCAGCCGGGCCCCGCCGGUCCACUUCCGACCACUUCCAGAAGCGCGGAAGACAUCUUCCGGCCGUCUUUCGAGGACUCGCAGAGUCCUCAGCAGCAGCGGCUGAAGCAACGCAGCCUGCAAAAGCUGUCAUCCCGCCAGAGGAAGACCAAGCAAGAGCCCACGGCCGGCGGCGGCAGCAACGGCAAGCGGCACCACGGAACACCGACCGGAGGACGCAAAACCGGCAAACCCACGUUCCGCACGCCUGAGAAAGUCCGCAGACACAAGAAGGUUGGCCGGCGAGACUCGCAAAGCAGCAACGAGUUCCUCAGCGCCUCGGACUCCAAAGAGAACAUCAGCGUGGACAUGACCAUUGCUGAAGGGAAGGACAACGGCGCCUCGCUGCAAGCGGACGAGCUCCUGGAUCCGUUUGGAGCCAAACCUUUCCAUCCUCAGGACGGCGGCAGGAGCGACUUGUCCUGGGAAUGUAAAACCAUGGACGAUUUUGGGGCGGUGCCUUUCACAGAACUGGUGAUCCAAGGCGGACCUCAGCAGCAGGCGCUGCCGCCGGCGUCGCAGCACGGGGAGCUGGACCCGUUUGGCGCCGCACCUUUUCCCUCCAAGCAGUGACUCGCUUGUCUUGCGUCAUCACCGGUUGCUGGAAAGCUCCCUGAGCUAGUUUCCGGUUUGGGUUCAAUGCAUCGCGGAAUAGACCACUUCAAGCCUGCGGAAGGACUUUAAGAGUCGGCGUACGGCUGAGCUGUUUUUAUGCUGCAUCUUGACAAACGUUAGCAAACUGUGAUUCCCACGUGCGACUGUUCCACUAGAGUCUGCCUUCUGACCGACCAGUACGUUUUCAUUUAGCACCGCAAAGCCUUAUGGGAGCGCGCCUCCGCCUCGCUGCACAGAACCUCGGAAACCUCGGCACAAUCCGCGGUGUCGCGGGCGGCGCUCGUUCGGGAGUCGUUAACCACUUUUUGUUUUACUCUUCUUGUCCGAGCUUUUUCUCUAUGCAUGUCGUCCCGCUACUUUUUUCUUUUACAUUUUUACUCUGGGAAGACCGGAAGGGAUUUAUUGUUCUUCCUCGAGUCAGAUCUGUGAAUGGGACGACUUAACACUUCUAACAUCUGUUCAAAAAAAAUAAUAAUUUCAACACUUUCUGCUAGCAUGGUAGCGAGCUGUACCACUGUUUUCUCACAAGUGCUCUGACUGGACAGGAGAAUCAUUUGGGCUGAUGGAUUUUGAAGAUCAUUGUUUGCAACACACACUUCCACCCCGUGGGAAAUGCUUGAGUUCAAAUACAUUAUUUGACAAAUGUGA
Messenger RNA from Dunckerocampus dactyliophorus (ringed pipefish), 4661 nucleotides. It is a transcript of the gene bmp2k, whose product is annotated as BMP2 inducible kinase. Gene Ontology annotation, molecular function: protein kinase activity; ATP binding. The record is from RefSeq and is a predicted model, not a curated record. NCBI's taxonomy places the organism in Eukaryota, Metazoa, Chordata, Actinopteri, Syngnathiformes, Syngnathidae. The transcript has 16 exons. The coding region runs from base 687 to 3971 and encodes 1094 amino acids. Gene Ontology annotation, biological process: protein phosphorylation.